Molecule: messenger RNA, 2004 nt
Organism: Symbiodinium sp. CCMP2592
Lineage: Eukaryota; Dinophyceae; Suessiales; Symbiodiniaceae
Source: the annotation of a GenBank genome assembly
AUGGCACGGCCCGAUGUCUGCCACCUCGAGCGUUUGCAGCAUGAGCCUUUCUGGGAUCAUGUCCCGAUCAUACAGAGGGAUUGGAAUAUCCCGCCGGAUUGUGCGCCCGGGGCUGCCACCCUGCUGGGUGCCGAUGGCCUGGACUGGGCGAUCGAUGCGAUGCACCUGCCAUCCCUGAUGUCGUACGUGCAACCCCUGGCCUACCAAUACUAUGCCGAUGCUGUGGAGCGAACAGAGAGGAUCGGCUGGCGCUUCCCUUCCUGGCGCUCGCGCGACCCUUCCCUGGUAGAGUCGAUGACCCUCUCCAGUGGUCUACACACCGCGUGGCAUUCCUUCCAAGAGGCGUUGAAGUCCGCGCCCCGCUGUGGCCGCCGCUGCGCCGGCGCGGCCCUGAUUGGCGAAGCGUUGCAGGUGUUGCACGAUGCCCUGGCGCGGCCCUCCGAGAGGCCUCCUGAGGCCGAGGCCCUCGCAGCAGCAGUGGGGGCUGCGUGGCCCCAUCUUCAUGAGGAGAGGGUGCCGCUGCUGCAAAUCAUGUUGCUCUUGCCAGAAGUUGCCUCGGAAGCCUUCGCCGAGGAUGCAGACGCCUGCUCUUGGGAACCUCUUCGGAUGCUUCUCUCGGCCUCGAAGUGCCAGGCUGCGGCGAAGAUCGCUUUGGCUUCGGCUCCUGUCGCCCAGUGCCUCCGGACCCUGCGCCCGCUUUGGGAGCUUGGGGUAAGUUGCCUCGAGGGCUACCAGCCCCUCUUCCUUAGCAGCCAGCGACGACUGACGCAUGUCCUCUGCGAUGAGGCGGUCCUUGGUGUGCCGCUGCUGGACUCGCAGGUGAUGAUGCACAUUCAUGGUGCCGCUGGGUUCCUGCAGGAAGACUCCGCUGGCCAGACUUGGCUGCGGCUGGAGGUCCUCCAUUUCAUGUCCAGCCUCGACGGUGCUGUCCGCUUGACGGUCUAUGGCCAUCUGAAGAAGGAUCGUGGCUACUAUGCGCAGGCAUUGACGUUGCCCAUUGGCCUCCUCCUGCGCUGGCGCUGCCGGCUGUCGGACGACCACAUCAGGGCGAAGGAUGCGCGGCUAGUCUCCUUCUUCGGCUACGACGCCAUCAUCUAUUGUGACAUUCCCAUCGAGAGGGAGCGGGAGCAGGUGGACCUACUUGAGAUCAGGCCGGAGCUCCUCGUAACUCCAGGAGCGUGGACGCCGCCGCCGUUGCGGCUGUGUUCCGCGAUGAGGCCAAAGUGGCGCCUCACCGCCUGCACCCAGCCCUUGCACACCUUCGAGAAGAUGGAGGCCCUUGCGCCCAACCUGCUGGCCGAGUUUUUAGACUACCACUUCCUGCUAGGCAUCGAGCACAUCACUGUGUUUGAUGCCGAUGGUUCAGUCGAAGAGUCAUUGAGACGUUACGAAGCAAAGAACCCGGGUCGCGGACAGAUCGACUACGUGAGCCACUGGCCCCUUCGUUUCGGCGCGGCGCACGCGCCUCGUGGAUCGGAGAACUGGCGUCCCCUGCUCUUCGAAGUCGAAGCAGAGAAUCACUGCUUGUGGGGCUAUCGAGGGCGAGCAGACUGGGCCGUCGUGCUGCAUUCACCAGAUGAAUUCCUGCAUGUCGUCCAUGACCCGGGCGAAGGGUCCUUGUCACGGUUUCUGGCACGACUGGAGGAGCACCGCAACACAGUGUCCCAUGUGGAAGUUCGGCAGGUGCUCUUCGGAGGAGCGCCCCAGGAGGACGCCACCUCCAUGCCGGGCCGUUUUCUGUACCGAGAGGAGGGGAGCGGCGCUGCCCAAACAGCUUCUCACACCAUCAUCGCCAAUGUGGAGAACUUUGCGCAAGCAGGCGUCCACACCGCGAGGCCCCGGCCGCCUUUGCCCGGAGAGGCCCCGCUCCGCAUCGUGGCCGCCGACCCGCUGCAGGAGCUGCGCGUGAACCACUACGUCAAUGCCUUGGACCGCGAGCGCUGCGGUGCCAAGUACUGUGCUUCUUUCGAUGACUCUGCGCUUUGGGCCGAGGCGGCACUGAGA